Messenger RNA from Bipolaris oryzae ATCC 44560, 1404 nucleotides. RefSeq lists its product as uncharacterized. The record is from RefSeq and is a predicted model, not a curated record. NCBI's taxonomy places the organism in Eukaryota, Fungi, Ascomycota, Dothideomycetes, Pleosporales, Pleosporaceae. The coding region runs from base 1 to 1404 and encodes 467 amino acids. The transcript has 2 exons.
AUGCAAACAAAUAUUGUUUGUGCACCUUCCAAUUGUAAUAAUGGCAGCCUUGGGACUAAUUGCGGGCCUAGUACCCGACACCUAUUUAAUCCGCUUCACCCUCACCGUUGUAUCCCAACCACCCACACAAUCAUGGCCUCACACUCGCGCGAAUUCUCCGAUGAGAGUGCAGCCUCGCAUGACACAACACUAUCUCAAGAUGCCAGAAUUUUCUCUUUCUCUGAACCGCAAACCGAGAGCUCAAGCGAUAACAACAGCACAUAUGAGACCCUGCGCCGCAACCUUAGCGCUCGUACUGUUGUCUCAACCUCUUCCAGUUUUGCUCAUCGCAUGGAAAGGGCGAAAGCUGCCUACAAUUCACAUCUUGCAGUCAUUGGGAGAGGAACAUGCGGUACGGUUUUUGAAAUUGCUGGAACUGAGACUGCGAUUAAGAAAGGCUCAGACAAGCAAGGGCUCUGGGUGGAUGCUAAUCUCACAAACGUAGCAUGUCGGGCUGUUGUGGAAACAAAGGCACUACUUGAAAGUAUGUUUCCGGGUUCUUCGAUCCCUCGAGUGCCUCAAGUCUAUGGAUGGGUGCGCGAUGAAGAGUUAGAGAAAUGGUGGGAAGUCAACAGAUCUCGAUUUCCGGACCAAGACAACGCGACUGGAUACUUAUUUCAGGUUCAGCGCAUCUUACCUAUUUCGAAAGCCACUCGCACCGCGCUCAUCAAGAACUACUUUCCCAAAGAAUUCCAUGAAAGCUCUCUGGCAGAUCCUAGCAACAAGGCAUGCCUAGUCAGACCGUACCUUGGGAUGAGGCGUAGCGAUCACGAGUUUGACCACCCUGCUGAGACUCUGCAAAACUUCCCGCUGCAUCUCGACCAGAUGGAAGAUAUCGAAUUGGACAUAGCUCUGUUCUCCAGAGAAAUAGCUAUCGGCUUGGCUGUUAUACACUGGAGAGCAGGCCUCGAUGGUAUGGAUGUGGAAUUUGUUCUUGGGAGUUCCGCCAUUGGUUCUGAACUCCCCCCUAUCGUUGAGCAUUUCGAGAGUGUUCAACCCUUUAGCAUUCCUGCUGGCGACUUCACUCGGCGUCAAACUCAUCUAUGGAUGCUGGACUUUGACAAAGCCAGUAAGCUCGACUUCAAUGACUGGAAGAAAACUCGGCAGCAAAUGGUUACAGCAGUGACGGCAAACGAUCCCUACUUUCCAAACCCAGCCACUUCGGGUGAGAGCGAGGAGCUGACUUGGUCAGCCUUUGAGGCAGCGUACCUUCAAGCUGCCGACGCGCUGUUGAAGAUACACCCUACACUUUCCAAGAAGGCAAGAGCCAAGAAGUAUCCCGAAGCCUUCCUCGUUGACUGGAAGAAGAGGGCCCAAUCCUUGGAGGAGACAAAGGAUGGUGGUUUCAUACAAUUUUCGACUUAG